AUGGUGACUAAAGCUGUUCAUUUAGAUAUUACAACUAGCCUCACAGCAGAAUCAUUUAUUUGUGUUUUAAAGAGAUUCGUUUCUCGUAGAGGUCUAUGUUCGGUAAUAAAUAGCGACAACGGAACGAAUUUUAUAGGCGCUAAUCAUGAGUUGCAAGAGCUACGGAAUCUUUUUAGUAAACAAUCCUUCAAGACAGAUAUAAUUAACCAAGCUGCGACAAUGGGCAUAACUUGGAAGUUUAUUCCUUCUCAUUCCCCACAUUUUGGUGGAUUGUGGGAAGGAAGUAUUAAAAUUAUGAAAUAUCACCUUCGAAGGAUAAUAGGCUCCUCCUGUUUAACUUAUGAGGAAUAUUUAACAGUACUAUUACAGGUGGAAGCAAUUCUUAAUUCACGUCCUCUUAUGGCAAUAACAGAUGAUGUUUCUAGUUUUCAGUACUUAUCGCCUAGUCAUUUUUUGAUUGGAGAUUUUUUAACUACAAUCCCAGAACCAAACGUAAAUUUUGAUAAAUUAAAUUCAUUAACGGUAUAUAAGCAAUUAACUGCCAUGCGAGAUAAAUUUUGGACUUUAUGGUCAAAGGAUUAUUUAUCUUAUUUGCAAAAACGAAAUAAAUGGUCAGAUAAUCAGCCAAAUUUGAAAUUAAACUCGAUAGUUUUGAUUAAGGAGGAUAACCUUCCCCCAUUAAGAUGGUGCUUGGCUAGAAUUGUUAAUUUAAAUUAUGGUCGUGAUGGUAAAGUUCGAGUGGCAGAAGUUAAAACCUCAAAUGGAACCUACACAAGACCUAUUCAUAAAUUAGUGCCUUUGCCAAUUAAUGAUUAA
Ctenocephalides felis (cat flea) is the source of this 816-nucleotide messenger RNA. RefSeq lists its product as uncharacterized. Gene Ontology annotation, biological process: DNA integration. Lineage: Eukaryota; Metazoa; Arthropoda; Insecta; Siphonaptera; Pulicidae. The record is from RefSeq and is a predicted model, not a curated record. The transcript has a single exon. Gene Ontology annotation, molecular function: nucleic acid binding. Bases 1 to 816 code for a protein of 271 amino acids.